This is a messenger RNA of Caenorhabditis sp. 36 PRJEB53466, 840 nucleotides long. The record is from the annotation of a GenBank genome assembly. Lineage: Eukaryota; Metazoa; Nematoda; Chromadorea; Rhabditida; Rhabditidae.
AUGUCUUCCAAUCUCUGCAAGUACGGCCUCGAUCUUUCCGAAUCCGAAUCCGAAGAAGACAUGCCUCUGCCGGUCCGACCCGUCCGUCCCAAUGCUCCGUCGAAGAAUGCUGAAAUGAUGCGCGCAAUGUGGGAGGCCCACAAGUCCGAAAAGUCCGAUUCCGAUGAAUCUGAUGAGGAGGAGGAAUCCGAUUCGGAGGAUAAGGAGAACCGGGAGCCGUCGCCAGUUCCACCACCGCCUCCAGCAAGUGCACAACUUCCGUCCGUUCCGAAGCUGCCUAAAACUCCGAGUGCUCCGCCGGCAAUUCCACGUCAGCCGUCUCCAGUCCCUCCGGCUCAACUGGUCCCUGCUUCUGCUCCGAAACCAAGUGCUCCUGCCGUCAAAAAGUCCACAACUUCUGCUGCUCCUGCUCCGAAACCAAGUGCUCCUGCCGUCAAAAAGUCCACAACUUCUGCUGCUCCUGCUCCGAAACCAAGUGCUCCUGCCGUCAAAAAGUCUACAACCUCUGCUGCUGCUGCUCCGAAAACGACGAGGAAACCCCGUGCUCCAGUUCCCGCCAAGGCUCCAGCUACGAAGAAACCCCGUGCUCCAGUUCCCGCCAAGGCUCCAGCUACGAAGAAACCCCGUGCUCCACGUCAACCGUCCUCUGCUCCAACCACGAACAAACCUCGUCGCAAGAACCAACGGGACCAGCCGGUGAGCCAGCCGGCACCGUUCGCCUUCGACCCGAGAAUGGCGGCGGUGGCAAUCAAUCGGAAUGUGCACAGACGUCCGGAAGCCACCCUCAAACGGCCCGCCGCCGAGGCAAUCGCCGCACUCGCAAAACGACACAAACUAUAA